CGAUGGUGGAAGGUUUGAAAUUUGAGUGCGAUCCAUUCCUUUGUUUGAAUGUGCCUACCAUCAGAAGGAGCAUCUGCUGUCCGUGAAAAGAGAGUCUACAACACGUGCACAAUCUAUAGAGAUAGGGAGUGGGCCCUUGAUUGGGUGGGGGGGCUACACGAGGCGGGAUGUGGGGCCGCUGUGUUUCUGAAGAACGUCUCGGGUGACGACUGGUUCUGUGUUGGAGGGAUUAUUAAAUCCGAGGAUGAGAGGGUGGACGGGCACGAACGGAAGUUCAGAAGCUUUUACCUCACAACGGUGUUCGACGAACAAGGAGUGGACCAUGCGAAGGCCGACCGUAAAGUAAGCCUUGAUUACAAUCUGUUCAAGGGGUAUGGCGCCAUCGACACAACACGGUGCUUCUUCUUGGAGUUCGAUGAAGAUGGGUUUGCAAAGAAGAAAAGGGAACACAUUGAAGUGGAAGUCACGAAGAUCUUGCCAAUCCCUGAAGGUGACAUCCUCUUCAACCAUAGAACGUUGGACGAAAUGUUGGUGCAGUCCAUAUAUGAUGCGAUCCAUCAUGCGGCCAAGGAAAUCAACGGGAAGUGGGAUUUCAUGACUUUCAUCCUGGCUCCCAUUGUGCCUAACACGGACGGGUCUCAAGGCAGACGGAUCACACCAGAGCAGUUCGACGUCGAACUGGCUCAUACAUACAACUGGUAUGCUGUUCCUGGCCAGCACACGGCUGAGGCAAUGAACAGACUCAUUAAAGACAAGUCACCGGCCGAGAAAAUGUAUGGCUUGAGGUUAUACUCUCACGUACGUGUUGUCUACUUUGAUGAUGACAGAAAGAGAGGAUAUCUGUACGUCUCGGCGUUCGACAACACAAGGGAGGAGCGUUCGAUCCCGAGAUCGUUUUUGUCAUCUGUGCGCCAAAUUAGAACAUUUUGGGAUAAGAAAAAUGGCCGGAUCCGUUCGCCAGGGACCGUGUCCCCGAAUGACGUCGAGGGAAUGAAACGGAAAAAGAAAUGGGAAGAGUUCAUGAACGCCCCCUGCAAAAUGACACCUGAUUCCGGUCUCAUGAACUCGUCCCUGGAGAAUGACUACUGCAAGGAUUGGACGAAGAAGAUGCGCGGAUACAUAAAUCUUGCGCAAUGCGGCGAAACAGUAUGGCCUCUAGUACAGAAAUUCUUCGACAUGUACGAGAAGGGGCUAUUGCCGCGAGUCGACGCUGUGAGAUACAUCGACCUGCCGGGGAAAGUGGAAGGGAGGCUGUCUGGGCAAUACUUCCUCAAGGACAACUCCGGCAAAAAAGUCUUGUUCCAGUGCAUCAAGGCCAGGAAGGGGCCACAAGGCGCAACAGUGUCUAUACCUGACUUGACGCCGACAAUCUUCAAGUUGUUUGGCGAUAUGACAGCGAGAGAGAAGCAAGUGGCGCUUCACCACAUGAUGCGUGUUGAUGUCAUCGUGACAUCACGUUCGGUACCUCGUGGCAGAUGCAGCAUGACAGACCUGGUUAAAUAUACUUGGCGUGAAAGAUAUAUGGUCCGUAUGUUCAACUACAUAUUGUUCAAGGUCGAGGGGAGGUCAAAAGAAGAGUGGAGCGCUGACUUUUUCAUCGGUUAUACGACCAUCUUGGAGAGGUACAACAAAAACGGCCUGAUGGACGAGAAAUGGACCGAGGAAUGCGACCGCAUCCCUAACGACAAGGCGAGGAAGAAGCCGAGGCGUUUGGGCGGUCCUGAUGAGAUUAAUGGUGAGAACGGUGCGGGACUGGAGGCAACCCAAGGCAUGUACAAGGAAACCCCGUUCCACCUCAAGUGUUUCAUCUACGAGGUUGAUCGACUGCUUGGACGACCUGAGAGCGGAGGUGGAAACUUGGCAAUGCAGGCAUCAGGCGACGGGAACGGGUUACUACUCCUUUGGUGGGUGGAAAGGGCGGAGAGUGGCAGUCACAGGGAGGUGAGAUUCAGAAGAAGGGAAGGGGGUAGACCCGGCUCAGCUUCUUCAUCUUCAUCAGGUUCGAGAGUCCAGAUGGGUAGUGAGCCAGUGGGGGACGGACUGUCGCGCUUGGGACCAGUUGGUCCAGAUGGUUUACAGCGUGAGCGCUCAGAAGCAUCACGGGGAACUCUGCAGGCGCCAGAGGAGGAGAGUAGGACACUAGAAGCAAGAGGGAAUACAGGGACUAGCACAGUGGAGUGGGCACUCGUGACAGUAUACGCCCCUGCCGAUCCAUCUUCAAGAGAACUCUUCUUCAGGAACCUCAUACCUGUUAUACCAACAGAUUCAUGUCUGGUAAUAAUGGGAGACUGGAACAUAUCAUUGGACGAAGCUUUGAAGGAGGGCUCUCGCACUGCAGGCAGGAAGGAUACAGCAGCACUAUUUAACCUGAUGCAAGAGCUGGAACUUUCAGAUCCGUACCGCUCGCUCAAUCCGGCGGAGGAUGGGUUUAACUGGUUUUUGAACAUUCGUCGUGACCUAGGAGAGGUCACACGCAGACGCCUGGAUUAUCUGCUAGCAAGUGCGGAGCUAGUCCAAGGGGGGACCUCCAUUAGCCCUGUUCCUCACCCAUUGUCUGAUCACCGCCCCGUGGUAGCGGACUUGGUGCUGAGCCCGCUGCUGCAACGGGGCAAGGGCUACUUCAAGUUAAAUUCCCUCAAUCUGGAGGAGCCAGGGCUGAGAAAGUGGGUGGAGGAAUUCAUGCGGGACUGGCAAUCUGCAAAGGCCUCCUUCGACUCGGCGGCGGACUGGCUAGACAGCGGUAUAGCAAUCAUCUCAGGUAUCAUGGAUGUAAGUUCCAGGAUACUCGCAAGGGACAGGAACAGAGAGGAUGCGACCUGUAGGCAGAGAGUUGAGGAGGCAGAGAACAGAAUAGGGGUUCACCCUAUAUCAGAUCUCUUCUGGACUGCUGAGAGAGAGCGCCGCAUGUCAGAAUGGGAAGCACUUCAGGUGGCAAAUCAGGUCAGGUGGGAGGAGAACCUAAAGCUAAAAGGAAUCAUAGUGAACGACAAGCUCAUGAAGGAGACAUUCAGGAAGCUGUUGCCCAGCAGUUCUUUCCACCAGGUAGUGGAGCUGAAUCACCCGUUCGAUUCAAGUCCACCAGCUGCAAUCACGGCAAGGGAGUUGGUGGAGUAUGCCCGCGUGUACUAUGCGGACAUGCUAACCUCGAGGAGACAAGGGGAUACCACGGAAACAGAUUUAUCACAAGAGCUGGAUAUGUGGGCGGACACCAAGGUCCAUUUAACAACAGAGGAGAGGUUAGCGCUGGAUAGACCGGUCACAUUGGAAGAGUUGAAGCACACCUUGACCCAGAUGGCUGCCGGGAAGUGCCCAGGAGUGGACGGCCUGACGGUGGAAUUUUACAAGGCCUGCUGGGAAGCGGUGGGGCCCGCUCUUGUGGAGGUGUACAAUGAGGUAUUGACAGGGGGCAGGCUAGGCAGCGGUAUGACGCAUGGGGUGAUAUCCCUCAUGUUCAAGAAAGGGGACAAGGCCAAUGUGCGCAACUAUAGACCGAUAUCUGUGCUAAACAUGACCUACAAAGUUCUAGCAAAGACAAUGGUCAUUAGGUUAGGUAGGGUGCUCCCGCGAUUGGUGGAGAAGGACCAAGGGGCCUUUGUCCAGGGGCGGUCCAUUUUCUUCAAUAUCCUGACAGCAAUAGAGUCGAUGGAGAUUGUACAAUCGGAGCAUAGGGAUGUCGCUAUUCUGCUGUUGGACUUGGAAAGGCCUACGAUAGAGUAGGGUGGUCAUUUGUGUUGACCACCUUGAGGAAGUUGGGUUUUGGUCAAGGGUUCUAUCGCUGGCUUAUUGCAAUGUACACGGUCGCAACCUCCUCUGUCGCGGUCAACGGGCACCUGUCCCGGCCUUUCACCUGACCCGCUCUCUUCGUCAAGGUUGCCCUCUUGCCCCCCUCCUCUUCAUGUUGCAAUUAGAGAUCCCCCUGAACCGCAUCCGUAAUAACCCAGUAAUCUGCGGUAUCCGCCUUACGGAAGAAAGGGAGUUGAAGGUCAAGGCUUUAGCUGAUGACCUCUUCGUAGUCACUGAGAACUCCAUACCCUCCUUAAGUGCUCUCAAGGAAGUGCUGAUGGAGUACUCGCAGCUGUCGGAGGCCCUGGUGAACUGGAACAAAUCAGUUUACCUCUU
Chara braunii is the source of this 4119-nucleotide messenger RNA. The record is from the annotation of a GenBank genome assembly. Lineage: Eukaryota; Viridiplantae; Streptophyta; Charophyceae; Charales; Characeae.